GCGACCGGAAGGGGCGGGCCGAGGCCACGGGGCGGGCGGCAGGGCGGAACCGCUUCUCCUCCACCGCCGGUGGUGGUGGUGGCGGCGGCGGCGACAGAGCUCGCAGCGUCACCCCAAUGGCAGCGCUGGUGUGGGCGGCGGGGCGAGCCCUGCUGGACCGGGCCGUGCCCCUGCUCCGGGCCGAGCGGAGCAUUACCGGAGGAGGCGGAUGGCGCAUGGCGCCCGUGCGGCCUGGCCUCCCCGUGCCCCUCUCCUCGCCCCUGGCAGGGCUCACCCGGCCCAUCCGCAUCAAGGAGCCCCCGAAGCCCAAGCAGGUGGAUCGGUGGACGGAAAAACGGGCCUUGUUCGGGGUCUACGACAACGUGGGGAUCCUGGGUGGCUUCCAGAUCCACCCGAAGAACCUCAUCAUGGGGCCCAAGUGGCUGCGAGGCUGGCGGGGGAACGAGCUGCAGAGGUGCAUCCGCAAGAAGCGGAUGGUAGGAGAUCGGAUGUUUGUAGAGGACUACCACAAACUCAACAAGAGGAUCCGGUACUUGUACAGGCGCUUCAAUCGUACUGGGAAGCACCGCUAAGGAGCCACGGUGUGGGUUUGGCGCGUGGAGCUUGGUUUUAUGGCAUUGCUGUCAGAAUAAAGCCGGCUUUCACACA
This is a messenger RNA of Phalacrocorax carbo (great cormorant), 648 nucleotides long. NCBI's taxonomy places the organism in Eukaryota, Metazoa, Chordata, Aves, Suliformes, Phalacrocoracidae. The record is from RefSeq and is a predicted model, not a curated record.